Messenger RNA from Biomphalaria glabrata, 4677 nucleotides. Its product is annotated as apoptosis-inducing factor 3-like. The coding region runs from base 484 to 2247 and encodes 587 amino acids. The transcript is spliced from 18 exons. The record is from RefSeq and is a predicted model, not a curated record. Gene Ontology annotation, cellular component: cytoplasm. Gene Ontology annotation, molecular function: flavin adenine dinucleotide binding; 2 iron, 2 sulfur cluster binding; oxidoreductase activity, acting on NAD(P)H. Lineage: Eukaryota; Metazoa; Mollusca; Gastropoda; Planorbidae.
UAAAAGGCAGAAAAGAGAGAAGAGAGGCAGGAUAUUUUUUUUUAAAGUAGCCCUAGUAGGCCUACACCAUUGAGAUACUGCACUUGAAGAGUUGGAAGAGACGGGCUGCUGUAGGUCGCAGUUUUGUGCUCCACUUAAAAACGUAGAUCGCUUCCAACGCACAAGAUAGGCGACUCACUGCUGGUGUUUUGAUAAUACUUUUAUGCUAGCGUACAUAAAUAUUUGUUGAAAGUUGGCAAGUGGCUAGAUAAAACUUACCCAGGGAAGAUUCAACGCUGUUAUUUUGUGACUAGAUCUAAAGUCUGAUUCAACUUUAGAUCGAGAUUCAACAUUUUUUAUGUGCCUUUUUUUUCCAUUGGACUUAAAUAUUCAGACGACACAGUCAAGAGAGAUCAUCUCAUUAAUGAAUUGAAUCAUCUGAAUCGGUACACUUAAAUCACACGGACGUGUACUGUGAUUGGUCACGGCUGAUGAAAAAGCAUCAUGGGACAGAAGCACUCAAAAGAAGAGCACAGUGUGCAAGUUGUCAAUAUUAAACGUAGAGAGGAGUCUCUGAAUGUCUACCCUGAUAGUAUUGUAAAUCCCCCUGACAGACCAGUGAGCAGUGCUGUAGACUCCAGUAGUCCGACUAAAGCUGAAGCUACCAAAGUGAGCGACAACAUGAUAGAAGUCGUAGCAGGUGACGUUAGCGAUUUCACAGAUGGAGAAACAAAAGAAGUGGAUGUAGCAGAACAGAAAGUGUUACUUGUGAAAGAAGAUGGUCAGUUUUAUGCUAUUGGAAAUAAGUGUUCUCACUACGGAGCUCCUUUAAACAAAGGUGCAUAUUGCAAAGGUGUUGUUAGAUGCCCAUGGCAUGGUGCCUGCUUUAACAUCAAGACUGGAGACAUUGAAGAUUUCCCUGGGCUGGACAGUGUUCCAAAGUUCCCUGUUGAAAUCAGAGAUGGUAAAGUUGUGAUCAAGGCUGACCAGGCUGCGUUAGCAAGUGCCAAGAGGGUGAAACCCAUGGUGAAAAAAGCUGCAGACAAUAACAAAUCAGUGGUUCUAAUUGGUGGAGGCCCAGCAAAUGUUGUUUGUGCUGAGACAUUGAGGCAGGAAGGUUUUACUGGUAAAAUUGUGAUAGUGUCCAAAGAAAAUUGCUUACCAUACGACAGAAUUAAACUUAGCAAGGCAAUGAGUAUUAAACCUGAAGAGAUUGCUCUUAGAAGUCAUCAGUUUUAUGAUGAACAUGACAUAGAAAUACUUUUAUCAAAAGAGGUAACAAAAGUUUUGCCAGAGGAUAAAAAGAUAGAACUAAAUGAUGGCAGUGAAUUGAAGUAUGACUCUCUGGUGAUUGCUACAGGUGGACAACCUCGACAGCUGCCUAUUCCAGGCUCAGAUUUGAAAAAUGUCUACUCAUUAAGGACACCACAUGAUGCUAACUCUAUUGCUGAGAAUGCACAGGGCAAGAAUGUCGUCAUAAUGGGUUCCUCAUUCAUUGGCAUGGAGGUGGCAGCAUUUCUUGCUGAUAAGGCAGCCAGUGUGUCUGUGGUGGACUUGGUUCGUGUCCCAUUCCAACUGACCCUGGGGGAAGAACUUGGGUCAUACAUGAAACAGAUGCAUGAAAGUAAGGGAGUGAAGUUCUAUUUUGAGACCAGUGUGAAAGAGUUCAAUGGUGAGGAUGGACAGCUGAAAGAAGCUGUUCUUGCUAAUGGAACCGUCUUGCCUGCAGAUGUUUGUAUAAUGGGAGUUGGUGUUGUACCAGCUACUGGAUUUCUUAAAGAAUCAGGCAUUGAACUGACAGCCAGAGGAUUUGUCACAGUAAACAAGAAUAUGAAGACCAACAUUGAGGAUGUCUACGCAGCUGGUGACAUUGUAGAGUUUCCACUGUUCACAGCUGAUGGCCAGCAAGUCAAUAUUCAACAUUGGCAGAUGGCACAUCAACAUGGUAGAAUAGCAGGUCUCAGUAUUGCUGGUAAGCCUCAAGAUAUCAGAAGUGUUCCAUAUUUCUGGACUGUUCAGUAUGGCAAAAGUAUCAGAUAUACAGGUUAUGGGUUUGGUUAUGAUGACAUUGUAUUACAUGGUGAUGUAGAGGAGAACAAAUUUGUGGCUUACUACACCAAAAAUGAUCAGGUGGUUGCAGUGGCCAGCCUUGGAUGGGAUCCCAUAGUCUCCCAGGCAGCAGAGCUGAUGUCUAAAGGAGGAACUAUUAGCAAGGAGGAAAUCAAAGAGCAACCAGAUAGCUGGGUGUCAAGACUGAAGUCUUAUUAACUAAACUGAUUUUGUUGCUGAAAGACAGACUUCUUUAUGUAAUAAGUUUAGCUGUUCUUUGUUUUCUUUGAUUACUGCCUGAAUUAGAAAUGUGAAGGGUUAUACAGUUUUAUGAAUCAAUUUUCUUGCUCUUUUACACAGGAAACUUCUCUCCUGGUUUGUAUUCUGAACAAGUUUUUUUUUGUUAUGGUUGGAGAUGGCCUACUAAUACUUAAAACAAUUGUAAAACAAAACCAUUGAGAUAAAAACUUAAAAGCAGCUUUGGUAAUUAAAAGGGAACAAUUAAUGACCUUAACCAAUGUAAUAGAAGAUAAAUUCUGUUGACAUGUGCUUAGUAAAAAAAAAAAAUGACUACAAUAAGAUUGAUAUGAAAUGAACAUUUUCUGUGAUUUUUUUUUCUUGGUUGAUAUUUUGUCUAAAUUAUCUGGAGUUUCAGUGUAAAACAACACUUCAGCCAACAUGAAUUGCUUUUGUCCAAGAGUACUCACUAUCUCUUAAAAACUGCAUCACCCCAGAUAGUGUUAGUACAUUAAUAAGUAGUACACUAAUAAUAAUGGCAGAAUUUAAGUGAUUGGUUAAUAUGCAUGACACGUAGGACGUAAUUAUCUUCUUUUUUGAAGUAACGUCUGUAUUAUGUAAGAAGAUAAGAGAAGAAUAAGAAUGUUUCCUUAAGUAGUGAUUAGUGACGAGGUUUCAUUGUCAGCCAAACAAGUGAAUGAAACUGUAUACAUCAUUUAAAGAAGAAAUAAAAUAAGCAUUUACUCCAUUAUGUUGUUACAACAUUUCAACAUAUUUUUUCAUUUUUGUAAUUCUCAAUGUUAUACUUGUUUUGCCUUUGCAGACGUGUUUAAUUUUUUUAGAUUAAAAUUUGUGAUUAAAAUUUGAGUACAAAUAAUUUCCAGCGUCAAAGUUUAUAAAGUUCUGUUAUUGGUGGACACGUAUAGAGUUGUAUUCGAUAUACGAGUCCAGUACAAACUAAAUAUCUCUGUAACUGAAAUGGUUAAUGUCAGAUAUUCUGGAAUGUAACAAAACAAGUUUUAGCUAUUUAAUUGUGCUCUCUUUUUAUUGGCCAGAUUUACCCCACUUUUUUGUGUGUGUAACAUGACAUUGUUUGCAGUUAGCUUGAUGUGUGAUAAGUAGACACUACAGUACAAACUGAUUAGUUCUACUUCAUGUUAAGCUUUUUGUCUUGUGACUUAAUGCUAAAGUAUCUUAUCUUGUAUAUUAGAUCUUUUCUUUAAAGAAGGUAGUUACAUAUACAUUGGAGUAUUCUGUUUUUUUAGUUUACUUUUUUUCCCCCCUUAUUUCGGACAGUUGAUUAUUAGUCUGGUGUUGUGCCAUAUUUUGCUGUUAAUGUGUGGUUCCUGCUACCAUCCAACCCUUAGUGCACUAGUAACGACCAUUUUUUUAUCUCUGUAACUUGAACAUCAAUUGUUCUAAAUUCAAAAAUUGAAAUUGCCAGUCUGGCAUGCAUUCUUAAAAGUAAAAUGAAAUACAAUCUUGGGACCAUUGUGCCUGCAUGUGUAAAUCUCAAUUCUAUAGCAAUGUAUGAAAGCACUAUAUCUAAUUAUCAAUACAGUAUCAUAAAUUGUUGUAUUAAUGUUGUGCAAGCCAGAUUUUACAUAUAUAUAAUGCCAUUUACAUCCUACAAUGACCAGGUUGUAUUUGUUUUUUAUUUCUUCUGUUUGUUUUGUAUGGUCCUGUCGUUAACAUAUUUUAAUCUGAUAUGUUAACUUUUUUUUUUAAGUGAAAGCUUUAAUUUAUGUUACUCAUAAUUUCAUGCCAUUAAAUAAUCUUAUAUUAUUUACAUGUAAUUUAGGAUAAAUUGGUGGUUUUUCAGCCAUGUUAAUUGUAUUUUAAGCUGAUCAUUUUUUUCUCUACAUAACCACUCUAGUAAGGAGAAAGUUAAGUCAACUUUCACUUUUAAUAACAGCAUUGCCUGUAUAGGAUUAGUGUGCAGUAACUAGCCAUGAAACAUGCAAGGACUGGAACAACUAGAAAACUUCUAUGGCAGGAAUACAACAUAGUUGGAGAGUGAGUAGCAUACUCAGCUGCUGAACAGUGUUCCCAGCUAGGUUUUAGCUAGGUUUUAGUUCUAGUUGAGCAUUAAGGUAUUUUUUUUUAUGAAAUCUCCUAGCAAACAUUGACUUACAUUAUGAAAUUUAAAAAAGAAAAAGAAAAAAUUUACUAAGUUUAGCAUAACAUCAAAAUGACUCUCCAAGACGCCAGAUUCUUUGGUUGUAAUUGUAUUGGUUUAUCAAUUGAACUAUUAUAUAAUGAUUGGCCAGUUCAUGAUUUAAAAAAACACUCCAUUAGAAUGUGUAGGAAGUGAUAUUGCACUGUGCAGUCUGUCACUUGCCUUUAUAUCUUGUAUAUUCAUAAAAUGUUUCAAUUCUUGAAUUUAUUGAAUAAAAGUUCAUGGUUUAAUUA